Messenger RNA from Chara braunii, 4691 nucleotides. The record is from the annotation of a GenBank genome assembly. Lineage: Eukaryota; Viridiplantae; Streptophyta; Charophyceae; Charales; Characeae.
CCCGGGAGGGGAACGAGCAGAGAUCGGGAUGGUGUCGGGGAUGGUAUCAAGACGGGAUUGGGGAGGAUCGGGGUAGGGAUGGAUCGGGAGGGGCCGGGAUGAAGUCGAGUCGGGAUUGGGAAAGAUCAGGGUGGGAUGGGGAUGGAAUAAGCGUGGUGGGGAUUGAAGAGGGGUGGAUGCGGAAUGAAAUUGGAAAGGGGGUGGGAUCCGGGAGGGUAUCGAAUCUCGAUUGGGGUGUGUAUGGAGUUGGGGUGGGUAACAAAGCGUGGUGGGGCGCGAAUUUGGGUGGGGAUGCGGCCGAGGUGGGCGUGGGUUGGGGUCACGAUGGGAUUAGGAUGAAAACGGGGUGGGGAUCCGACCCAGGUGGUGAAUCCAAUCAGGAUGAAAUCGCCGGUGGGGGGGAGCUUGAAUUGGGUCUAAGGUUGUGGUGGGAAAGGGAUCGGGGCGGGGAUCAGAACAGGAUUGGGAUGGAACAGGGGGGUGGCGCCGAGGUGGGACGGAGUCCGGAUUGGGAUGGAUCCGGGGUGGAGAGUGAGUCGAGGUUGGGAUGGGAUCAGAGCGGCAACGAUGCCAUGUCAGCAGUGCCACAUCAGCAGUGCCACGUCAGCAACAGUGCCAUGUCAGCAACAGUGCCACGUCAGCAGUGCCACAGUGCCACGUCAACAGUGCCACGUCAGCAGUGCCCCGCCACCAUGACGGGCUCAGCUCUGGGUAUGCCAGGCCAACUGGCCAAUGAGUCCAUUACCGAGUACCGACAACGUUUCGAAGCUCAGCUCGCACUAAUCGAGGCUGAGGAACAGCGCCAGCUGGCAGCCGAGGCUGUCCGCCUACAGGCUGAAGCGGCAGCGACAGUUGAAAAGCAGCGACUUCAAGCCGAAGCUGAAGCAGAUACCCAGGCACACCGCAAGGAGGCCCAGGAUCUGCUACAACGGCAUGAAGCCACCAGAAUAGAAAAGCUCAAGUUCUGGCACUUUGAACCAUCCGAGGGGCACGACGACGCGACACCGGAGGAGCAACAUAAGGAAUUCCUGGCCAAGCUCGUGACCCGGUUGGUCUGCACUUGUAACCACCUGCAGUCCGAGCUAGCGAUUCUCCGACGGGGAAUGCAGAGCCACAAGGAUCUGCACGAGGAUGCUACACGAGCACUUCAUUCCCGUGUACAGGACUUGGAGCAAGUUGCACCAAGACCGAAUGCUGGCGAGACCAGCAGUGCACCCUCUACCCGCCAAUUGGAGGAACGAGUUGACCACGUAGUCGCAAUGCUCGGCGACAUCAGUACCUUCGCUGCACCAGCCACCAUCAACAAUCAGCUGGACACCUUGAAGACCGAGGUUCAGCAACUGCACCAGCUGCCUAACAACACCACGCAGCAUUACAAGAUGCCGACAUUCCAAAUCGAGAAGUUCGAUGAUUACACACAUCAAGACCCGGUCAUCUGGUGGGAGGGCUUUACGACGCAACUUCGGAUUUUGUUCGUCCCCAAGCACUUGUACAUCGGUGCGCUGUUUCUCAACUCAAAGGGCGAAUGCCAGAUCUGGCUGAGCCACCUGGCAACCGUCCAUGGCGUCGACGUCACAGAUCCGAAAGAUAAGAUCUCUUGGGAAGAGUUAACACGGCUAUGGAAAAAGCGGUUCAUCGUGGACGACGCCCCGACGCUCGCCAUCAACCGCCUCUUCGCUGUGACGCAAGGCAACACAUCGACACGUGACUGGCUCAUGGAAUGGCAAAAGAUCGCGGCGACGCCGGAUCUCGAAUUGCCAUUUUCGCACCUGCGUCGGGAGUUCUACAACCGGUCAUGUGCUGCCUUGAGCCUUGCACUUGGUGAUCGCGAGCAAUACGCGACCUUCGCCGAAAUCAUCGACAAGGCAAGGGAGAUCAUCGAGACCAAUAGGGCGGCUGCACACGAGAAGUCGGCAUGGCAGCCAACCUAUGUGGAGAAAGGAAAAUUUGGUCCGCGCCCGCAGCAUGUCGCUGCAGUCCACACGGACAACAUUGUGGAAGACCCGGCAGCCACCCAAGCAUCACGUGAGGGAGAUCAGGGGGCUGUUGUCCAGCUGCGAAGCAACAACAAGUCCCGAGGAAACGGGAAGGCGAAAACCGCAUCGCCGGCCGGAAACGGACAGCCAGCACCAUGGGUCAAGUUUCACUUGACCGAGGCAGAAUACAAUGAGGAUCACCCGGUGAACUUCUACCGCCGCACCGUUCACGUUCGUGAUUGGAACGGAGUAGUAGUCCCAUGCACGGUGCCUCCUCCACACCCUUGGAUCAACUGCCACGUGGUGUCCGCCGCAAGCAUGCGAGCUUCCAUCAUCAGAGACGACAUCGAGGAGAUGGGGGUGUGUUUUCUCCAAGCCCUCCCGCCCCAUGACGCUUCAUCGACGGACUCAUCUUCGGACCCACGCAUCACCGAGUUUCUCGACGUCUACGGCGACGUGUCCGAAGGCCCGCACGGAGUAGUACCGGAUCGGCCCAUCCGCCACGAGAUCAUCCUCGAGGACGGGGCUGUACCUCCGCGUGGUUGCAUCUACCGAAUGAGCGAGGAAGAGCUAAGUGUGCUACGGGUACAACUCGACGACCUUCUGGAGAAAGGCUGGAUUCGGCCUAGCUCCUUGCCAUACGGUGCUCCCGUUCUUUUCGUCCGGAAGAAAAACAAGGAUCUGCGGUUGUGCAUCGAUUAUCGCAAGCUCAACACGCAAACGGUCAAGAACGCCGGCCCUCUUCCACGCAUCGACGACCUCCUCGAACGGCUGGGCGGCGCCAAGUUCUUCUCCAAGCUAGACCUCAAAUCGGGAUAUCACGAACUCGAGAGCCGGCAGGAGGACCGCUACAAGACUGCGUUUAAGACGCAAUAUGGGCAUUUCGAAUGGCUGGUUAUGGCGUUUGGCCUUACGAAUGCCCCAGCCACUUUCCAAGCAGCUAUGACAACGGAGUUCCGACACAUGCUGGAUCGAUUUGUACUUAUCUACCUCGACGACAUUUUGGUGUACAGUCGGAGUUUGGACAAGCAUGUGGAGCACCUACGCACCGUUUUGGAGCGGCUACGACAAGCCAAGUACAAAGCCAACCGCGACAAAUGCGAAUUUGCGCGGCAAGAGCUGGAGUACUUGGGACAUUAUGUGACGCCGCAAGGCAUCCGUCCGCUUGCGGACAAGAUUGAGGCCAUCUGCGUAUGGCCCGAGCCCACCAACACCACGGACAUUCGUUCAUUCAUGGGGUUGGCGGGCUACUAUCAGCGAUUCAUCACCGGGUACUCAAGGAUUGGUGCACCUAUGACGAGAUUACAAUCGCCAAAGGUGUCAUUCGUGUUCGAUGAUGACGCACGCCGGUCAUUCCAAGCACUCAAGACGGCCAUGCUCAUGGCACCCGUCCUUAGCAUCUACGACCCCACCCUGCCAACGAGAGUGACAACCGACGCUUCCGGCUAUGGCAUUGGGGCAGUCUUGGAACAACACGACAACGAUGAAUGGCACCCUGUGGAGUAUUUCAGCCACAAAGUGCCUCCCAUCAAUUCACUUGAUGAUGCAAGGAGGAAUGAGUCGCUCGAGUUCACAUGGGUCACGGACAAUAACCCAUUGACCUACUACAAGACGCAGGAUAUGGCUGAUCUGGAGAAGAAGCAUAUUGACUUGAUUCGGUCCUAUGCGCAUGAUUUACGAGAUGUGCAAGAGAUUUUCAACAGGCAGAAGGACACGCCUUGCAUCAACAAGAAUAGCCCACCUUACAGUGGUGCAGUUUACUGGGUGCGAGGUCUUGUUGCUAGAAUCCAAGAGCCAAUGGAGAAGCUUAGGCAACUAAACAAGAUGAUAACCGAGAUUGAAGAGGCAAAAGAGAUUAUCAAGCUGUUCAACACGUUAAUAUCCCAAAUGGCAGACUACGAGAGGAAUGUGGUGGAAAGCUGGACAAAAGAGGUUGAAGCAACGAGUGAGGACAAACUCAAGCAGCCAUUGCUGCGCAGAGAAUCCUCCGCAACACUCUUGAGGAUGGCAAAGAGUGCAAUGGCAAUGCUCACUCCGGGGUCAGCAGUGCCUUCAGCUGCACGGGCGUCAUUCGUUGCAUCUGUUCUUCAAAGCAAUGAUAGGAACCCAUUCCUAAGGGUGAAUUUUGACCCUGCUCUGGUGCGCCUUCUUCGGGAGGUGAAGUAUUUUCUUCUUCUAGAAGUUCAGGUUCCGGACUCUUCGCAGAAGAUUUUUAAGCGAGCUGAGAUAUUCCGGCAGCAGACUGGCAACCUUGAGCUGAUUGUCAACAUGUACAAUGGCAUACUGAUGUCUCUUAUGGAGGUGGAGAAGCCACUGGUGGAGAAGAAGAUGUCAAAUGUGGAUGCGGCAUUAGCAAAAGGGCUGCAGUCUCUCAACUGGAAUAGCCACAAAAUUGAGGAUUAUGUUACAGAGGUCAUGAGCAUGCUUAAGGAUCUGAGCCAGGUCCUCCAAAGCCUCAAGAGUAAUGUCAAGCGCACACAGUCAAUCGUUGACAGGUGGGCAACACAUCUGCUUAUUGAUCGAAAAGAGGGAAAAGUGUACAGUGUUGAAGACUUCACGGAGAGCCACAAAACACUGACCACUUCAAGGAACAAUGAUAUAACAGAGGGUGGCUUGGAAAUCCAUCGGUUGCUCGCGACCUCAAACAAGAUUUUGAAGGUAUGGUAUCUUCUGUCAACAUGGUAGAUUGCAGGCGAAUGAAUUUAUAAGCAGUCG